UCUUCUAUUCUAUCUUGGUCUUUCGCUUUCGCUGCUACUACUGUCUACUGCUAUGUCCUGUGCUGUGUAUGGAUAAUCACUCUCUUUUUCUAUGAUUUCAUUUCACGUUUCCGAUACUCAUCACUUUUCCUUAUUCCAAUCUCAAUUAUAGCUUUCUCCUCGUUGUUGUGAUGAUUAUAAAGGGUUUGUUUAGAAGAUAUCAAAAAUGGAACCCUGUGCAUCCAACUUAUGGAGCAUUUUAUGGAAUGGGUUUCGGCAUAGGUUGUGGUGUUGGAUGGGGUCCUGGAUUUGGUCCUGAAGUUGUUGGUUAUGUCGGAGCUGGUUGUGGCAUUGGAUUCAAUGUUGGUAUCACUCUUGUUGGAUUUGGAAUUGGUCUUCCGGCUAACGUCAUUUUUGCAGCUCCUUAUAAUGCUCUUUUGGCAACAAAAAGCACUGCAUUGAAGUUAGCACGUUCCGGCGGUCAUCAUUCUGGUGCACAAACAGAAGGGGAUGUUUGGAUUAGAAAUGUACCUUCUGUGUCUGAUUUUCAAAGAGAAGCUGGUGAAAAGUUCUCUUGCUUUCGGCAAAAAUAUUUAUCAAUCAAUGGAACUGAUUUCUUUGACAUGAAGAACAGUUUGCCUUUAAUUACUACGUCUGCUUGUAAAAGUAUACAAGCAUUUCAGGACCAGUUGUUUUUCCCUCGUAAAGGAAAAGAUUGACUCUUUCUACCCACAACUGUUGGCUUUGUGGUUAUUUUUUUAUGGACCUCAUAGUUUCUCAUUUUGUUAGCUUGGAACAGGAGGUCUUGUUUUUACAGUUAAUGAGAAAUCGUAUUGCUCUGUUCUCGCUAUUUCUCUGCAUUGAUGUGGCUCUUAUUAGCAACACUGAAAAGAAUUUUCCCGCUGUUGUUACUGGUAUUAGGUAUCACGAUCCAGAGAACACAACGAUGACAUGAAGGGCUAAAACGGCAGACUGCAAUAUAGGGAAGAAGAUAAAGUCAGAUAUUGACGCAUCACUUCUUUUAUUGAAAGCAUAUUACUGAUAUCACAAUAUGUUAGGAAAUUUAGGAUAAUUGAAGUGGUUGGAUCAUUUUGUAUAAUUCAAAAUUAUGGAAGUUGUGUUGUGUAAAAACCCAGAUUAUCCGUCUAUUAUUUGUGAUGGAGGUUAUUAUGGCAAUCUUGUUGGGAACAA
Trifolium pratense (red clover) is the source of this 1170-nucleotide messenger RNA. Its product is annotated as cadmium-induced protein AS8. The transcript is spliced from 4 exons. NCBI's taxonomy places the organism in Eukaryota, Viridiplantae, Streptophyta, Magnoliopsida, Fabales, Fabaceae. The record is from RefSeq and is a predicted model, not a curated record. The coding region runs from base 171 to 698 and encodes 175 amino acids.